Molecule: messenger RNA, 1113 nt
Organism: Malassezia vespertilionis
Lineage: Eukaryota; Fungi; Basidiomycota; Malasseziomycetes; Malasseziales; Malasseziaceae
Gene: RPT4
Product: 26S proteasome subunit rpt4
Exons: 1
Coding region: 1-1113 (370 amino acids)
Biological process (GO): positive regulation of RNA polymerase II transcription preinitiation complex assembly
Cellular component (GO): cytosolic proteasome complex; proteasome regulatory particle, base subcomplex
Molecular function (GO): proteasome-activating activity; ATP hydrolysis activity; ATP binding
Source: RefSeq, a predicted model, not a curated record
AUGUACGUAUGUUUGCUACUGACACCAGUGCGCUCGAAUAUCCGCGACCUGGACAAGGACCAUGACAAGACGGAAGAGGACAUCAAGGCGCUGCAGUCUGUUGGCCAGAUUAUCGGCGAGGUGCUACGGAAGCUUGACGAAGAACGCUACAUUGUAAAGGCGUCGUCUGGCCCGCGCUACGUCGUCGGUGUGCGCUCGUCCGUGCCAAAAAGCAAGCUCGAGCAGGGCGUGCGUGUUUCGUUGGACAUGACGACGCUCACGAUUAUGCGCGUCCUUCCGCGCGAAGUAGACCCGAUGGUAUACAAGAUGAGCACAGAGGAUCCCAAUGGCGCUUCGUUUGCAGGGAUCGGUGGCCUCGGUGAGCAGAUUCGCGAACUGCGCGAGGUGAUUGAACUUCCGCUGCUUAAUCCCGAGUUGUUCCAGCGCGUGGGCAUCAAGUCGCCCAAAGGCGUGCUCUUAUACGGCCCUCCCGGAACAGGCAAAACGCUGCUUGCACGCGCCGUCGCUGCCACGCUGGAGACCAACUUUCUCAAGGUCGUCGCGAGCGCAAUUGUAGACAAGUACAUUGGCGAGAGUGCCCGCUUGGUGCGCGAGAUGUUUGCCUACGCGAAGAGCCAGGAACCGUGUAUUAUUUUUAUGGACGAGAUUGACGCCAUCGGCGGGCGGCGCUUCAGCGAGGGCACGAGUGCCGACCGUGAGAUCCAGCGCACUCUCAUGGAGCUUCUCAACCAGAUGGACGGCUUUGACCAGCUGGGCAAGACCAAGGUGAUUAUGGCGACCAAUCGCCCCGACACGCUCGACCCCGCGCUCUUGCGCCCCGGGCGCAUCGACCGAAAGAUUGAGAUUCCCCUCCCCAACGAGCAGAGCCGCCUCGAGAUCCUUAAAAUCCACACGCGCCCGAUCGCGAAAAAAGAAGAGCUCGACUACGAGGCGAUUGUCAAGCUCUCCGACGGCUUCAAUGGUGCGGAUCUGCGCAAUGUUGCAACCGAGGCCGGUAUGUUUGCCAUCCGCUCCGACCGCGACUACUGCAUCCAAGAAGACUUUAUGAAAGCCGCGCGCAAGCUCCAGGAAGCCAAGCGCCACGAAAGCAAGUCGGACUACACUGCUAUCUAA